AUGGUCGCCACUCAGACUCCGUCAUGGUCGUCCUCACCUUCCACCAUCACCCUCCCAACUCUCUCCCAACCUUCCUUGAAAUCUAACUACCCUUCCCUACCACCUCAGAACAAAAUGGGCUCCGCUGAAGGCAUUAUCUGGCGUGAUGUGCAUCCCAGCUCGCUUACCAGUUUGGAGCAGAAGGGCGAAGGCUCGGGCGCUUCCGUAUACCGAGGACUUCUGCCGUCUUUGCAGCUCCAUGAAAAGCCGAUGCUCGUCGCCAUGCGCAAGCCGCGCAUCACUUCCAUUCUAGCCCUGGACCGUUUCGAAGCGGAAGUUCGUCUCCGCACUCGCAUUUCACAUCCCAAUCUCCUUCCAUUGCUUGGUGCCUGCACUGCUCCCCCAGAGUAUUGCACCAUCUCCCCGUGGAUGGACGGUGGUACACUUUUCGACGUUUUGCAUGCAAAAGCCGUCUCUAUGUCAUUUGAAAGGCUUGUCACGCUUUCUUUACAAUUUGCAAAUGCUAUGGCCUACAUGCACGAAUGCAACCUCGUUCAUCGUGAUUUAAAGACUGCCAACUUGUUGCUUGAUCGUAAAUGGGAGAAUCUGGUCGUAGCCGACCUCGACCUUGCCGUUGACGUCAACGAGCUUCUCUCGGCAGCUUCUAAGAACGGUGGCCGCGCAGUUCACCGCGGUCCGUCUAACGGGCGACUUUCUCACAUGGUUGGAACACUAGUUUACAUGGCACCUGAGGUGCUGUCCGGAAAACCUCAUUCAUUUGCGGCUGAUGUGUAUGCUUUUGCUGUCACAAUUAAUGAGAUGGCCACCGGGGCUGUACCUUUUGUGGAUAGGAAAAUGCCUGUCCCUGAGCUACAUACCGUUUUGGAGACCCGCUUCAAUGAGGUCAAACUUAGAGGAACAAUUGUGAAGAAUCAUCUUAGACCAGUUCUUGCACGAGGUGUUCCAGAAGAAUUCAGAGAACUUAUUCAACAGUGUUGGCAUCCCGACCCCGUUGAGCGUCCAACUUUUCCUCAGAUCGUGUGCCUUCUUCGACAGAUAUUGGAGAGAGGACCGAAGUACCUUUCUAAUUUUUCUGGUUCCACUGUAGAUAUAGACAAUCACCUAGCUGGUGUUUCAAGAGGCAUGAGAAUUGAUGAUUGCAACCCUAUCUUGACGGAAAUCAAGUCUCACAUGUCAGCUGCGAGAAAGCCUAUUUGGGAGCAGAAACGGACCCAGUCCAACGGCAAUGGCAUGGAAAUCGACUCAUACACCAUGCCCUUGGAUAUAACUGCAGCCUUGAGCUCUACAUGCGGUAGUAGAGGUCCCGACCGCAUGGAAGAUAGGAGCAUUGUUCAGUCGCAACUAGCCAACUUGCCAAACACUCAUCUUUUCGGAGUGUUUGAUGGGCAUGCCGGUCAAAAAUGCUCCGAUUUUGUCGCAAAGCAUUUUGCCGGAGCUUUGUUCCGUGCGUGGGUCAAUGCUGACGCCACGCCUGAAUCAGCGCUCGUACAUGCGUUUGAAGAUGUCGAUGAAGCGUUUUUGAAGGAUGCCCCCGCUACUGAGGAAAGUGGAUGCACGGCACUAACGGCCCUCGUUGUGGAUUCGACCCUUUUUGUUGCCAACGCUGGAGACUGCAGAUGUGUUUUAGGCCGAACAGAUGGAUCCUAUGUUGAUCUCAGUCGGGAUCAUGUUGCGACCGAUCCUUUCGAAAAAGCACGCAUCGAAGCAAGAGGCGGUUUUGUUUCUCCGCAAGGUCGCGUACAGGGCCGUUUAAUGGUUUCACGAGCCAUGGGAGAUCGUUCGGUGAAGAGGUUUGUGUCAUCCACGCCUGAAGUAUUGACAAGUUCUAUUUCUGAAAAGGACGACUUCAUCAUCAUGGCUAGUGAUGGUCUGUGGGAUGUAGUUUCAUCACAAGAAGCGGUUUCUAUGUUGCGAUCCACAGUGAGAGUGCCCGACAUGGCCGCCAAGAGGCUAGCUCUAAAGGCAGUUGAAUUAGGAUCGGAUGAUAAUAUUUCAGUCGUAGUUGUGUUUUUCGGUGGAAAUAAGAGUUUCAGCUAUCUCUAGCCGAACCAAUCCUAUUUCCCACGCACCCGACUGUCCACCUUUCGCAGAUAAAACCCCUCUAACUGUUGAUUUAAAAAGUUGUAGACAGUUGCACUGCAGAA
This is a messenger RNA of Chondrus crispus (carragheen), 2144 nucleotides long. RefSeq names its product Serine/threonine protein kinase and serine/threonine protein phosphatase 2C Rhodoplastic. Gene Ontology annotation, molecular function: ATP binding; cation binding; protein kinase activity. The transcript is spliced from 2 exons. NCBI's taxonomy places the organism in Eukaryota, Rhodophyta, Florideophyceae, Gigartinales, Gigartinaceae. The record is from RefSeq and is a predicted model, not a curated record. Gene Ontology annotation, biological process: protein phosphorylation; protein dephosphorylation. Gene Ontology annotation, cellular component: nucleus; cytosol. The coding region runs from base 1 to 2043 and encodes 680 amino acids.